GCCCCGCCCCUAGUCUUAUGACCCGCGCUGAAGCGCCUUGUCCUGGCGUUUGCAGCACUUGUGGUCGGUGGUCCGCGCUCCUCUUGCCCGGGUUCCAGCAAGCUUUUUCCCUGGUGUUGCUGCUGUUGUUGCCACCGCCACCGCCACCGCCACCGCCGCCGCGCCGCCGCCUCCUUUGCGGAAUCAUGGUGUGCUUCCGCUUCUCCCCGGUUCCGGGCUCGGGGCUCGUUCUGCUCUGCCUAGUCCUGGGAGCUGUCUCAUCUUACGCAUUAGAACUUAAUUUGACAGAUUCAGGAAAAGCCACUUGCCUUUAUGCAAAAUGGCAGAUGAAUUUCACAAUACGCUAUGAGACUACAAGCAAAAGUUAUAAAACUGUAACCGUUUCAGACCUCAGCACUGCAACAUAUAAUGGAAGCUCUUGCGGGGAAGACCAGAAUGGUCCCAAAAUAGCCGUGCAAUUUGGAUCCGGUUUUUCCUGGGUUGUGAAUUUUACAAAGGAGGGGUCUACUUACUCGAUUGACGGUAUCUCAUUUUCCUACAACAUUAGUGACAACACAACAUUUCCUGAUGCCAAAGAUAAAGGGAUUUUGACCGUUUAUGACCCUGUGCGAUUCAGAAUUCCAUUGAACAACAUCUUCAGAUGCAAUAGUUUAUCGACUUUAGAAAAGGAUGAUGUUGUCCAGUACUAUUGGGAUGUUCACGUACAAGCUUUUGUCCAGAAUGGCACAGUGAGCACAAAAGGUGGGAGGAGAGAGAGAAUCCCAAGCAAGUUCCACACUGUCAGCUCACAGGAUGAUCUUAGGAUGAUCUUAGACCAACCAGAGGUUGGGUCCUACUCGGUUAAUAAUGGCAAUGGUACUUGUCUCCUGGCUACCAUGGGGCUGCAGCUGAACAUUACUCACGAGAAGGUUGCUUCGAUUAUUAACAUCAACCCCAACACAACCGACUUCACCGGUAACUGCCAUCCUCAGAGCGCUCUGCUUAGGCUGAACAGCAGCAACAUCAAAUUUCUUGACUUUGUCUUUGCCGUGAAAAAUGAAAACCGAUUCUAUCUGAAGGAAGUGAAUAUGAGCAUGUAUUUGGUAAAUGGCUCUGUUUUCAGCAUCGCAAAUAACAAUCUGAGCUACUGGGAUGCGCCCCUGGGAAGUUCUUAUAUGUGCAACAAAGAGCAGACUGUUUCAGUGUCUGGAGCAUUUCAGAUAAAUACCUUUGAUCUAAGGGUUCAGCCUUUCAACGUGAUGGAAGGAAAGUAUUCUACAGCUCAAGACUGCAGUGCAGAUGACGACAACUUCCUUGUGCCCAUAGCGGUGGGAGCAGCAUUGGCAGGAGUACUUAUUCUAGUGUUGCUGGCUUACUUUAUUGGUCUCAAGCGCCAUCACGCUGGAUAUGAGCAAUUCUAGAACCUGUAGUUUGAUUGAUUAUAUAAAAAUACAUGCACAUAAGAUUUUUUUGCCUUUCAAUUUUGAAACACGUUGCUCUCUUAAGACUGAAGUGUUGAAACUUUUGAAAUCAGUCCCAGCAUUUAGAGAUAAGUCUUUAUGAAUAAAAACUAUUCUCUUUUAUCAGCUUAAAAUUAAAUACUGUAUUUACUGGUCCUGAAGACAAACUGGUUAAAAACAUUGGUGUGUGGUGUGUUAAGGUCUACCCUUUUAGAAGCCUUGGCCAAAUUUUGAUCCUAACCUCAGAUGCCUUAAACUUAUUAACCUGGCCAUUAUAAGAAUAAAAUAUGUAGCUGUCUCUUAAUGGAAUUAAUAAAUCCUGUUUCACUACCGGUGUUCUGUUUUAAUAUUAGAACUAUCCUGAUUUAAACUCAUCACAGUACUUUUGCAUAUAGUUCAUUCAAUAAAUAUCGAUGUGACAUAAAUGCCCAUCAAAUAUGCUCAAACUUGGUUUUUAGUCGAAUGUCCUCAGGACCAUCAACAUUUUUUAGGUUAUGUGACUUGCUGUUUUCUUUGAGUUUGAUUUAAGGAUGAAGCCAGGAUCUCAGGCUUGUGACUUUUCCCUGGGUGAAAAACAGACCCAAGAGACUACAACAGAACUUUAAACUGGCUUCAGAAUUAAAGUUAAAAAAAAAAAAAAACCUGCUUCUUUUUCUGCAACAUAGACUGAAAAGAUUCAAGCGUAUUUAACCACUUGCCUUGUUUUUCCUUGUGUUUUUCUUUUCUUUGGAUGCCUGAUUAGCAUUGAAAGAUAGAAAUAUUCUAUGAACUAAUUAGGACAGAUUGUGUUGUGUUUCUCUACCUCAUCUUGUUGAUCUCUAGAGCAUUAAAAUCUAUUUAGUGUUGUCAUCAGACUGGUACUUAUAAAAUGUAAGCUAACAGCAAUCUCAGAAGGGAGGCACUGAAGCAUAGCAACUAGGCUCUUGCUUCUUCGAGAAGGCCCCCGUGGGGCAGAGCAUAGAUAGGGGGGUAGAGAGAAGCUGUUGGCAUUAAAAUGAGCUAGAUAAUCAGCCCCUAUUGAAGCAUACUGCUCAUUAUAAGUAUAGCGUGCAUAUUGAAUGUAUAGACAAAUGAGAAGGAAGUUUAACCAAUGGACGGGAGAAGACAUUCACACUGAAGUGAUUAUUUUAUUAAUUCAUUCUGUGUAUAUAUUGGCUUGUUCAGAAUUUCUGUAACUCGCUGAUGACAGUAUCUUCGUACCCAGCCAUCUGUGUCUGAAGGCUUUCAGUGAAAUAUAGUAAAUCCUUACAAUAAAAGCUAUGGUCAUUACUGAAAUUCAUGUACUCAG
This is a messenger RNA of Herpailurus yagouaroundi (jaguarundi), 2727 nucleotides long. It is a transcript of the gene LAMP2, whose product is annotated as lysosomal associated membrane protein 2. The coding region runs from base 18 to 1400 and encodes 460 amino acids. Lineage: Eukaryota; Metazoa; Chordata; Mammalia; Carnivora; Felidae. Gene Ontology annotation, cellular component: autophagosome membrane; plasma membrane; lysosomal membrane. The transcript has 11 exons. The record is from RefSeq and is a predicted model, not a curated record. Gene Ontology annotation, biological process: protein targeting to lysosome involved in chaperone-mediated autophagy; autophagosome maturation; cellular response to starvation.